This is a messenger RNA of Olea europaea var. sylvestris, 466 nucleotides long. Its product is annotated as S-(hydroxymethyl)mycothiol dehydrogenase-like. Lineage: Eukaryota; Viridiplantae; Streptophyta; Magnoliopsida; Lamiales; Oleaceae. The record is from RefSeq and is a predicted model, not a curated record. The coding region runs from base 16 to 447 and encodes 143 amino acids. The transcript is spliced from 2 exons.
AGCCAACUUGGAGCCAUGCGUGGCAAAUCUAGAACAGUAAAAUGUGCUUUUCAAAAUUUCUCCCUGACUCUUGUAUUUAACCACGGCAUAACUGGGGGAAGGGGUGUAGACAUUGCUGUUGAAGCCCUUGGAAGAGUGCAGACUUUUUCACAGUGUGUAAAUAGUGUCCGAGAUGGAGGAAAAGCUGUAAUGAUUGGCCUUACACUCUCUGGUGCUAAAAGAGAGGUAGAUAUAAACCAUUUGGUUCGUAGACAGAUUAAAGUGAUUGGCUCUUAUGGAGGAAGGGCAAGACAAGACCUUCCAAAGUUAAUCAAAUUGGCAGAAAGUGGCAUUUUUAAUCUUGAUGUAGCUGUUUCAGAAAAACGAAAAUUCGAGGAGGCAGGACAAGUAUACAAGGACCUUGAUCGUGGACGUAUUGUUGGUCGUGCUGUAGUUGAGAUCAUGUAAUUUGUAUGUUGGAGAUAAU